UUAAUCACCUCUGGGUUAUUUUUUCUUAAGCCAAAAACCACUGAAAAUUUUGAAAAAAAACCCCGUUUUUUCUUAAUUUUUGUUAUAAAAUUUUGUAAAUAAGUAAUUUUUCUCCUUCACUGAUGUGCGCUAAUGAGGCUGCAGUGAUGGGCACCGAUAGGCUGCACUGAUGGACACUGAUAGGUGGCACUGAUGGACACUGAUAAGGAGGCACUGUUAGGUGGCACUGAUGGGCAUUGGCAGGCAU
Molecule: messenger RNA, 247 nt
Organism: Staurois parvus
Lineage: Eukaryota; Metazoa; Chordata; Amphibia; Anura; Ranidae
Source: the annotation of a GenBank genome assembly